AUUUGCCACCUGUUGCGCGUUUAGAACAGUCGUUUGGCGGGGUAGAGAGAGGAUAUCUACUGGAUCUAUUUAUUAAGCUCAAGAGUCUACAGAAAGCGGAUUAACUCACUUGGUUGGAUUUUGCUCGGGUUUUUUUUCAAGCUUAUCGGAGCUUUUUUUGUUCUUAACCACGAUGAAGGUUUUAAUCGCCUUAUUUGUUGUGGUAUUCGUGGAUGUGGUCGCUUCACAAUGUGAUCAAUGUAAGACUAUGAAAUGGGCGAAAUGUGACGGAAACCCAUGUCAGUGCACCCUUCAGUUAGCUGAUGCAGUACAGCAGCAGAUUGAUUGUACUAAGUUGAUUCCCAAAUGCUAUCUCAUGAAAGCGGAAAUGUAUCGUGCCAAGAAAAACCUGAGCACAAGAUCAAUUGGUGGGAAGCCAGUAGAGACCGCCUUUGUGGACAAUGAUGGCAUCUAUGACCCAGAGUGUGAGAAUGAUGGGAAGUUCAAGGCUAUCCAGUGUAACAACACUGAUGUCUGCUGGUGUGUCAACAGUGCUGGUGUACGUAGAAGUGACAAGGGAGACAAGAACAUCAAGUGUGAGCCUGUGGAGACCUAUUGGGUUCGCCUGGAAUUGAAGCAUAAAGCAACAGCUGUACCUCUUGAUGGUGACAAAUUGAAGGCUGGGUUUCAGAAAGCUAUGCAGGACCGUUACAUGUUGGACCCGAGUUUUGUGGACAAGGUUGAGUAUGACAAAGAUGGCCGCCUCAUUGUUGUGGAUGUCGUAAAGCAGAAGAAAACCAGUGGUCCUGACCUGUCCCGCAUGAGUUAUUACAUGGAGAAGGAUGUCAAAGUUCUGCCCUUGUUUCUCAAUGAUAAACAACUAUUUGAGGUCCCUGUUGCUGGGGGAAAUGUGUCAAUGGAGACUAUCCUGGUGUACUAUGUAGAUGAAACGGCACCCACCUUCACCAUGCAGAAGCUGACUGGUGGCAUCAUUGCUGUCAUUGUGGUGGUCAGCUUGAUUGUGCUUGCUGGACUUCUUGUUCUGUUCUUCCUUGCACGGCGACAGAAGGCCCAGUACAGUAAAGCACAGGGCAGAGAGAUGGAGACCAUGUCUUAAAGCUAUUAAUGAUGUCCCAUGUACUUGAAUCUGACUCUGGGACGUGCCCCAUGCUGAUGCAUAGACCUGUUGUGUACACUGCAUGUGAUCCUUUCAUAUUGGGGAAAUUGUCUGUUACAUGCUGAGUACAGUUGCUUUUAAGUGUCACUGUUACGUUUUGCUAUUUAAUGAGGGCUCCUUUUCAAUUGGAUCAAAUUUUUAACAUUGUACAGUUUGUGACUUAAGUUUUUAAUAAAAUGUGUUAAAUGUCA
Megalobrama amblycephala (Wuchang bream) is the source of this 1347-nucleotide messenger RNA. It is a transcript of the gene epcam, whose product is annotated as epithelial cell adhesion molecule. The transcript is spliced from 10 exons. Bases 173 to 1096 code for a protein of 307 amino acids. NCBI's taxonomy places the organism in Eukaryota, Metazoa, Chordata, Actinopteri, Cypriniformes, Xenocyprididae. The record is from RefSeq and is a predicted model, not a curated record. Gene Ontology annotation, cellular component: membrane.